This is a messenger RNA of Saccostrea echinata, 2313 nucleotides long. Its product is annotated as sodium-dependent proline transporter-like. Bases 36 to 2153 code for a protein of 705 amino acids. The record is from RefSeq and is a predicted model, not a curated record. The transcript has 17 exons. Gene Ontology annotation, biological process: sodium ion transmembrane transport. Gene Ontology annotation, cellular component: membrane. NCBI's taxonomy places the organism in Eukaryota, Metazoa, Mollusca, Bivalvia, Ostreida, Ostreidae.
UGUUCCGUUUGAAAAGGACGUAAAUCAAAUCCACCAUGGUUCAGUUUCCCUGGAGUGAACAAAAAAGUACUUCUAUCACGGAACAAGGCGAAAAUGAAGACGAAAAUCAAGGAAGAGGAAACUGGUCAUCUAAAUUGGACUUUCUUUUGUCCUGUCUUGGGUAUGCCGUGGGGCUUGGAAAUGUGUGGAGGUUUCCCUACCUGUGUUAUAGAAACGGAGGAGGUUUGUUUUUUAUCCCCUAUUCGAUAGCGCUAGCGUUCAUUGGGAUCCCUAUCCUAAUGUUGGAGUUAACUUUAGGCCAGUACUCUAGCUCAGGACCGCUUACAUGUUGGAAGUUUUCUCCAAUAUUUACGGGAAUUGGUUAUGCAAUGAACUGCGUGUCUUCGUUUGUUGGUAUUUACUACAACAUAAUCAUGGCCUGGGCUCUCUUCUACUUGUUUGACUCUUUCAGGAGUGAUUUACCCUGGCAUUCAUGUGGUGAUUGGAGUACAAAUUUGUGUUAUUAUAACGUGAAGAUUUUGAAUACUAACGGUAGUAAUUGUACUGAAGCAUGUAAGAAAAACCAAUUUAAUAAUCAGUCACAAAUUCAAUGGACUGCAAACGAAACACAGGGGAUUUGUUACCUAGAAAGUCUGAAAAAUAAAAAGGAAGGAGUCAGAGCUUUCUGCAAUGAAACUGAGGCCAAAAAGUACUUUCCAAGAGUGCUUGCCUCUCAAGAAUAUUUUGAUCGCUAUGUGACAGGUUCUGCGUACAGCCAAGGAUUUUUUGAUCUUGGUGAAGUCCACUGGCAGUUGGUUCUGUGUUAUUUGUUGGCGUUUGUUUUCGUUGUAUUGGCGCUUAGUAAAAGCAUCAAAACUUCCGGUAAAGUUGUUUACUUUACUGCAACAUUUCCAUACCUUGUCCUUGUGAUACUGUUAAUUCGUGGUUUAAUGUUGGAAGGAAGCGACAAAGGAAUUCAUUUCUACUUAACACCAGAAAUAUCUAAGCUAUCAGAAGCACAGGUAUGGAAAGACGCCGCUGUUCAGAUUUUCUUCUCUCUGUCGGCUGCUCAAGGUGGACUGGUAGCUCUGGCAAGCUAUAACAAAUUCCACAAUGACGUCAUCAGAGAUACCCUGAUUGUUGCGUUUGGGAAUUGCUUGACCAGUUUCUUUGCUGGUUUUGUCAUUUUCUCUUACCUGGGACACCUUUCGGAUUUUCUGGGCGUACCUGUUAAAGAGGUUGCAAAAAGUGGACCGUCCUUGACAUUUGUUAUCUAUCCUUUUGCGGUUACUCAGCUGCCCGUGGCUCCUUUUUGGUCAAUUUUAUUUUUCCUCAUGUUGAUAACACUUGGAGUGGACAGCGAGUUUGUGUUGGUUGAGACGGUUGUGACGUCAUUGAUGGACAAGUUCCCCAAACUCAGAGAGCAAAAGUUGUUGACAGUCAUCGGUGUUUGUGUGGUCAUGUUUCUCCUAGGUCUUACAAUGACCACAAAUGGUGGUAUAUACAUGUUGGAGAUAAUGGAUACGUACGCUGGAGGAUGGAGUGUAUUGUUCAUCGCCAUAUUUGAGUGUAUAUCUAUUGCAUGGAUUUAUGGUGUAUUUCGAUUUUUGGACGAUCUCCAACUGAUGGUUGGCGAACGCUUUUGUUCUUGUAUCCCCUUUGUGGCGCUGAAGUUUUGGUGGGUGGUCUGUUGGUGUUGUGCAACACCCGUGCUAUGUGCUAUCAUUAUGAUAUUUUCCUGGGUGGACUAUACAGGCCUAGCCAAUAGUGCUCACUAUAAUGUUUACGCUGAUCUUAUUGGCUGGGGAAUGACAUUAGCCAUAAUUCUCUCCAUUAUUAGCACUGCAAUUUAUGUAGUAGCCCGAGAAUAUGGAAGUAUUGAGGAGAGGCUAAGGGUAGCGUUCAGUCCAUCCGUUGAGUGGGGACCCGCCCUAGUGAAGUACCGUCAUGAGGCGGAAAACCACACCAAGAAAUACAGCGAAACAUUUGUCAUUGAUGUUGUGCAUCACACAGAAUCUCGGGCGUCCAAAGGCUCCGAAAUUAUGGAAAUGUCGACAGUAGGUGGUAUUGAGAAUAAAUGUUACACCAUGCAUGAUGAGGGCCAUGACAACAGAAUAAAAACUAAAAACGAUUUGAAAAAGACCGAAUUAAUUCCAGUUCCGCAGACAUGUUGAGGAGUAGGUACAGUCGAGGUACAAUGAAGAGCUGUAUUUCACUACUUGCUCAAAGUAUAAAUCAGAAGAAAAAUCGGUCCUUCUCUUGGUGAACAAACGAUUUUUGGUUUUAAUGAGAUUCAGAAUACUCUCAAAUUUUUGCACCGAUGAACUCUAUCCA